This is a messenger RNA of Musca domestica (house fly), 2766 nucleotides long. RefSeq lists its product as uncharacterized. The record is from RefSeq and is a predicted model, not a curated record. The coding region runs from base 641 to 2680 and encodes 679 amino acids. Lineage: Eukaryota; Metazoa; Arthropoda; Insecta; Diptera; Muscidae. The transcript has a single exon.
UAAAACGUUUAAAUCAUACCUUAUUGUUAAAUCCGUACUUUAUGAGUGAGAUUAUGCAAAAAUCUGGAAGAAACAACAAAUGUGAAAAAGUGACGACAAAGGGAAAAAUAUUGUACAUCACAUUUCACUAUAUGUCACCAUGGAUAAGAAAUCUCUAUUUCCAUUCCAUGUGAUAAAAAUAUUUGCCUCAAUGUUGGAUGGACAACGGUCGAAAAUAAUGUUACCUUUAUUUACUGUCCAGAUCUAACAUGGGUUAAUAUUUUGCCAAAGUCGGAUAAAGAGGGUUUCUCUCCCAAAAAAUUCACAAAAAUUAUUAUUUUGAUAUUUAACAAUGGUAUCCAAGCUCGGUUUCUUUUUUUACCCAAAACAACUAUGUACAACCAAAGACAACAUUGUCUGAACGACUGCUCCUCGACCCCCCACAAAAAUUAACGGAGGACCAUAAAUAUUUAUGUUUUAUUAAGUAAACGAAAAAUACCACAGUCGCCCUAAUAAUUCUUACACAAUGUUAAGCAAACAAUGGACAAGUUCUAAUGAAUGCGACAAAUUGUUGGAUGACAUGCAACAAGUUGUCGAACAACAACUAUAUGAAUGAAUUCAACCACCACCUUGUAACACAGUUAGCGGAGAGAUUUUGAAUAUGAAAAAUCAUCAAAUCGGAUUAAUCAUCGGUCUUUUUUCGACAUGGUUAAGAAUCGGUGCAACUUCUCUUUGGAAAAUAGAAAAUAAUGACAAUUUUGACAGCGGUCUACAAGAGGAAGAAAAACUAAAAUUUGCCUUGAAAAUCUGCGAUGUGGUGCAGCAACGUGAUGCCAAAAUUAAUAUUCUCUAUCGGAAUCCUACCCGAGAGCACAUGGAAACUAUUUACAGGCGCAUCAAUGUGGAUGCCUUGCAUCAAUGCAUGACGGAAUUCCCCUUGACAAUAAGAAAUUUACAUUCAUAUGCCAUGGAACCGGAACGACUGAUGGGAAGUUUGAACAUCUAUUUCAUAGCCACGAGAACUAUAGCCAGACAGGUUGCCAAUUUUCUCAAUGCCCAUCAACGUUGGAAACCAGGACACCGCUAUCUCUUUGUGUGGCUAUUGGAGGAGGAUAAAUCUGAUGAAGUUCUCCAUGAAUUUUUCCAACAAAUUUGGCAAAAGAAUAUUUUGCACGCUGUGGCCAUUUUGGAUUCCCAGAGGGUUUACACCUUCGAACCUUUUUCCCCGGAGGGAUUUCGCAUCAAACUUUUGGACGAAAAUCAAAAUUAUUUCUAUGACAAAUUGAAAAAUUUUCAUCAUUUUGAAAUACGCAUUACCAUGUUCAUUGAUCCGGUGCGGGCCAUACCCCUGCCCAACUAUGCCACGGAAGGAUAUAAACGCAUAGAUGGCAGGGUGGCCAAUGCCAUGGUAAAAUACCUGAAUGCCACCGCCCGUUAUAUCACCCCAGCGGACAAUGAGACCUAUGGUUCCCUGAUCAAUGGCACUUUUACGGGUGCCUUGAAAGAUGUCCACUCUGGUCUAACUCACAUUGGUUUCAAUCUACGCUACACCCUGGACCAUGUCAAACAACACAUUGAGGAGCUGUAUCCCUAUCAGCGACGUUUUCUCUAUCUGGUGGUACCCGCCGCCCAAAUGAGACCGGAAUAUUUGAUUUUCGUAAAGGCCUUUAGCUACUCCCUGUGGCGUUUGCUACUCUUGCAUUUCGCCUUGGUUUUGUUGCUCUUCAAGUUGCUGCAACAUCUGGUGGGCCGGCUACCGGCCCAACACAUCGGUAGCUGUGUCACACAAAAAUGGCAUUGGUAUGAGUUGCUGGAAAUGUUUUGGAAAACACAACUUGGUGAACCAGUGGAGGGGUUUUCGCGCAUUAGUUCAUUGCGUCAAUUCCUCAUUGCCUGGAUUCUCUUCAGCUAUGUCCUGACCAGCAUGUAUUUUGCCAAAGUUGAGAGUAACUUUGUCCAGCCUGCCUAUGAACCUGAAAUCGAUAGCCUUGAACAACUGCCACAACUCAAUUUGCCCAUCUAUGCCUUUGACAUUGUCUUCGAGGCGGUGAAGGUGUCUCUGAAUCCGAAAUAUUACGAAUGGAUCAAUGCCCAUGGGGUGCGUGUGCCACCCAAUAUACGCGUCGAACAAUUUGCCUUUGCGGUGACGCAAAAAAAUGCCGAGGUGGCCCUGAUGCUGCACGACGAAAUGGCCAAGGAGCUGUUGGCCCAUAGCUACAAUGAUGUGACGAAACGGCCCUCAUAUCACAUUGUCAAAGAGUAUCUGCGUUCGUUGACCUCGUCGUACAUUCUGACCAAAGGUUCGCCGUUCAUUCAUAAAUUCCAGAGUGUAAUAAGCGCUUUUCAUGAAUUCGGUCUGAUGCGUCACUGGUUGCAGCUGGAGUCACAACCGAACACCUAUACCCACAAUUCGGAAGAAUUCUUCGAAGAUUUGGAUGAUGAUUUCGAUUUGUAUUACGACGAAGAUGGUGCUGGGAAUGUGGGUGGUGGUGGUGGUGGUGGAACGACAACCACCUCUGCCUCGUUGCAAAGUCAUAAGAAGGUUGUGCUGAAUUUGGAUAUUCUACAAGGUGCCUUCUAUUUGUGGCUGGUGGGGAUAUUCAUUAGUUGCAUGGGCUUUGCUGCCGAAUGGCUGACAUAUUGGUGGAGUUUGCGUAGGGAAGAGAAUAAAUAUCAAGUGGAUUUUUAUGAGAACCAGUAAUGCCCAGCGAAGACUUUGAAACAUAAUGAACUCAGGUCACAACUACGGGGCUGCCACAAAUAUUAUAAAUUAAUAAUAUUAAACUA